Messenger RNA from Ooceraea biroi (clonal raider ant), 9134 nucleotides. It is a transcript of the gene Mitf, whose product is annotated as transcription factor Mitf. Gene Ontology annotation, biological process: regulation of transcription by RNA polymerase II. Gene Ontology annotation, molecular function: protein dimerization activity; RNA polymerase II cis-regulatory region sequence-specific DNA binding; DNA-binding transcription factor activity, RNA polymerase II-specific. NCBI's taxonomy places the organism in Eukaryota, Metazoa, Arthropoda, Insecta, Hymenoptera, Formicidae. Gene Ontology annotation, cellular component: nucleus. The record is from RefSeq and is a predicted model, not a curated record.
CGUGUCUUAGCAGCGCCGAAUCGUCAUCACGGCGCCGAUAUCGAGUCGCAAAUAAAUGCGCGCGUGGCGAGAGCGAGAGCGAGAGAAGGAGAGAAGGACAGGCGAUACGUGUCAGCUGUCUAUUCCGCGUGGAGGAGGAGAGCGAGAUGGAGAAGGAUCCGCGUUUAGAGCGUCGUGUCCAUCAGCUACCUGGCGCUUCGUCGUCGUCGCCGCCGUUCUCGUCUUUAUCGUCGUCAUCACCGUCAUCGUCGUUGCUCUCUGUCGUAGACGCCGCUCCGGUUUUAGUAGUAGCGUCGCGACGCCCCGGGCCGGCCGACCGCGCGCGCGCGUGUGUGCACGUGUCGCGAGGUGACGCGAUGCAAAGCGUUGGCGCUCAGGCCGAGGCCGCACGACAGAUCGUCGAGUUUGAGGAGCUGGUGUCGCGGUUGGAUCGCAUCAACGACGUCGUGGUGCGCCGGCCGUCGACGACGACGUCGACGUCGACAUCGGUGCCGUCGUCGUCGCCGCCGGCACGAGCGUCGCAGCUGGCCGGCGCGGCGUCGUCCCUGCCGUACGAUCGACGUCCGAGCGCGUCGGAGACGGCGCGCGAUUCCGCGUACGACGUCGCCGAGCGGGUACGUGUGCAUAUUGGCAUCGACGAGGAUCUGCGGAUGAUCCUUGAGAUGGACCCGUCGAUCGUCGACGGGACGCUCGGCCCGGUUGUUUUGCCCAAUGACAGUCAUCUCACCGUGGCGCAAUCGUUGCGCGCCACGCGACCGCAAGGCUGUCCGCCAACGUUCAAAACUACGACGCCGACGUCGCGCACACAAUUGAAGCUACAGCUGAUGCGGGAGCAGCUGCAGGAGCAAGAGAGGCGACAAGCAGAAUUCCGGCAGAGCUUGCAGCAGCAAAGACCAGCUGCCGCACCGCCCAGACCAGUACCUCCUACGCCGUUGCCCACGAUUGGCGUGGAUGUUCCGCCGCAAGUAUUGCAAGUGCGCACGCUGUUGGAGAACCCAACGCGCUACCACGUGGUGCAGAAGCAGAAGAACCAGGUGCGCCAGUACCUGCACGAAUCGUUCCGUGGCGGUGAAGUCGGCGGGGGUGGCAGUAAUGCGGUUGUCGGCGGAAGCGCUGGUAGCGAGGGUGGCGGCAGGACGCCGGUCGACGCCGGGCCGCCACCCGUUCCAAUGGUGGUGCAAAGUGCACCGCCCGGCCCGCAGCUGCAUCACCCGAAGCCGCAGCAUCCUCAUCUCGCCUCGUACCCGCAUGCCCCCGCACUGCUGCCGCACCACCCCGGUAACCCGACGGUGGUCUCGCCGAGUCCGGACCCCGCCAUGUCCACCACCGGCACCAUGUCCCCCGGUCUGUCCAGCGUCGCCACCAGCAACUCCGAGGCUGAGGACCUCCUGGACGACAUCUUGUCGUUCGAGGCUGGUUCCUUGGGUGACGGACUGAAGGACGGUCAAGCCGGAAGUCUCACGAAUAUACCGGAGCUUCAAAUCAAGCCAGAACCUCUUUUGCUCACAGAAGCAGAGAUCCACGCCCUCGCCAAGGAUCGACAAAAGAAGGAUAAUCACAAUAUGAUCGAGAGACGGCGGCGUUUCAACAUCAACGACAGGAUCAAGGAGCUCGGCACCCUCCUGCCCAAGACCAAUGACCCAUAUUACGAGAUUGUCAGGGACGUCAGGCCGAACAAGGGCACGAUCCUCAAGUCUUCGGUCGAGUACAUAAAAUUGCUGAAGAACGAGCUCACGAGGAUGAAGCAGAACGAACUCAGGCAUAAGCAACUGGAACACCAGAAUCGACGGUUGCUCCUGCGCGUGCAGGAACUCGAGCUGCAGGCAAAGGCACACGGGCUUCCGCUCUCCGACUUCAACUGGGCGUCCACUUCCGCCGCUAUGCUCAACACCUUCCCAAGGAGUAAACUCGAACAACGAAAGAUGCCGGAUUUGGUAACGGAGGAGGCGACGAGUCUGAGCAUGUCGCAGCUCGAAGACCUCAUGGAGGACGACACUGGUGGUCCAGUACACGGCGGCGACCCGAUGCUGUCGUCGCCGCACCUGCCGCCGCUCAGCCCACCUGCGGCCGCCUGUCACCACGGCUUAGCCGACGAGGACACCCUCGGCAGCUUAGCGGUCACCACGUCGAAUUCCUCGUCCGACAUGGACAUCGUCGCGUAGCCGACGAACCGCCGUCGUCCGUCAGCCUCGCGGCAUCGAAACCGCCGAGACCCCGUCGCGGAUUCUCCGCUCGUCGCUCGACCGAAGUGAUCGAUUCAGGUUUACGUGAGGGUGCCAGGACACCGAGAUACCACGCGUUGCGACGUCGUACAUCUUGAUCGCAACGGGAUCGGACGGAAGGGGAGUUCUCGAUUGGAUUUUAUUGGAGUGCGCGCGGUGCUCUGACUGCACGGAUUUAUCUAAAACUCGUUAUCGGCUCGAGAUCGGGGGAGGAUCUUACCUCCGGCGGAAGCGCCGGCGGAGGAAAUGAAGACGGAUACUUCGGGUGUGGACCGGAUGUUGUCUCACCACGGUGAAGUUUCGUCGGAAAUCGUGCCGCAUAUUCCAAUCGAUUCGCCGAGCGGACGGAGCACCGUCGUUCGUACCUGAAGUACGAUCGGUCGUUGAUACGGGCCAGAAAAUCUCGAUAUUCUUCUGAGAUGGAAUUCCAAUGACUUGAGCUUGAUGUGAGAAAGCACACAUAUGAAGAAAAGCAAGAAGACUGGAAGCUGCCGUUAAAAUACUCCCAUGAAGAUAUUCGACUUGGCGCAUUUUCGACCACAUACUCAUCGCAUCGUAUGGAUACCUGCUAAUUAUCACGCCGCUCCUUGUGAGGACCAUCUCGCAUGUGCUCCCCAUAAUUGUCGGGAAUAUAUCCGGCUAUUAUCGUUGCGACAUCGCUCCCCUUGAUCUGACACAUUAUCGAUCACUAAUACGAGUAUCCUCUCAUUAAACAAGAGCAGCAGAAGCAUUUUCAAAGACGCUUUCAACCUAAGAGAUCACCGAGUUCAUCGAGAGAAUUGCUACGAUGGGACGUCAGUUCGCAGUUUCGCGUCCUUGGGGAUUCAGCACGAGGAUCGAACGGACGGUUUUUCGGGUCGAUGACGAGAUCUUCGAGCGGCAAUCGGGCGUUUUUCGGUCGGUCGGGCUGACUGGCUUCGGGGUCCCUGUGAAGUGCCGGUGAAAGUCGUCAUCGCCGCACGACGGAGGAGGAGUUCAGGGUCGUUCCAAUUGCGAGGGCUCGCGAUGUCACGAUUCUACGAACGGCUGGCCGUUACAUCGAUAAAAUGCGUGACGUUUAUGUAUGUGCGUGAUAUUAUGUCAGUGCAACAAGAAGGACGCACCUUCUGUCAUUGCGAGAUGAGCCUGAACAUUCAUGCGACCCUGCCAUCGAACGGGGCCGACACGACUCAAGUCAGUGAUGCACGUCACAUUAUUGGACGAGGACUUUAGGAUUUUUCACGAAGGACAAAGUGUCUUCUCGUAAAAGUAGUUAUGUACUUUUCAUAUCACGACGUUUCUUAAUCGUCGAGAAAUUAAUUCUUAAUAGGUGCGAGUGUUUUUGCGAUGUGUGCUGAGGAAAGUGACGCGAGAUGGACAUUUUCAAUGAAACAUUUCCCUCGAGAUUCAUCAACGAUGAUAGGUUCAAUUGGCGAAGGAAAAAUUAAGUGCCGUUACAAACGAAUUGUUGCUAUUACGAGACAAAUAAACGCUAAAGAAUAAGAGAGAGAGAGAGAGUGAGAGACGAGUUACAUCUUAAAAUUUAUAUAUUUUAAAAAUUCGAUGCAAUUUUUAAACGUAGUUAUAAAUUGAAUUAUUAUAACGUUGCCUCCGAGUGCCUUUAUGGAGAUGGUCGAAAAAAUACAUUUCGACCGGGUUCAGAGAUAUAUUCUGCGAUUUCAGUAUUAGAGCAUAUGUAUGCAUUACAAUCAGAGUCCUCCUUAUCUUACAUACACAUAAGUUUAUACAUUUUCUAGCAGUUCCUACAGAACCACACUUCCAUAUCAAACCUUAAAAAUUCAUAGAAAUUGCUGCCUAAAACGGCCCAACAUAUCAUAAAUGCAGAAUGCAAGUAGAGAUAUCACUCGCGAUGAAACUCUUAACUUCCCACCCUUCCUUUUUAUUACGAAAUAAAGGAAUAUCGUGGAGGCCUGACGCGAUCUGCCAUUAAUUGUAUGCCGUUCGCGACAAAGGAGCCCCGAUAUCGACAUCGAUGUCGUGGCGAAGCCGUUUCCGCGCCCGAUCCCUCGCAAGUACUCACAGCGGAUGAGCGAGUACCUUACCCAAGUUCGUUAUAAAGUUUGCUAAUAGUUAUUGUCCUCGGUUGCCUGCGCUGCUCUGCCGCUCAUAUGGUGCUUGUGCAGCAGCGAGAGCGGCGGUUUAAGCACACGGUGGCUUUUGUACGACGUGGGCCUUGAUUUCACCGCGUUCGCCUUGUCUCCCUCCGACCGCGUUCGUCGAGCACGUUUAUAAUCCACGUCGCCCGCGUAGCCUCGGGCCGAGAUCGAUGAUCGUACGAUCGGGGAUUACGUCGAUAAAUCGUCGACUCGGCGCUCAGUACGAAGCGCGGCAAUUGAGGUAUCACCUACUUUCCGGAUGGCCGAGAGAAAAUUCGAAGGACCGUUAUUUCAGGUAUAACAGAGAAUAGGCAUGGAGAGAAUAUUAUUUCAAGUGUAUUAAUCGUUAUUGAAUAUUGGGCGAGCUCAGUUUUUUUACCGAGAAUUAUUAGAGAAACGAGAAUCAUAAUGAGAUGUUCUCUCUGAGAUGGUUCGAGUAAAUAGUUGUUUCGGUUACCUGCGAAUGAUCAUAUUUUAUAGGUAAUUCCGUGUUUUAUAAAUGAUUUGUCAUUUUCAAUAUUAGUGGGGAGCAAUAAUAUACAAUCUAUGUAUAAGAUAUCUAAACCAUAUCGCUCUGCUCGAGUGUGCACAGCGUAAAGCGUAAAUGAUAACAGAUAAUCGCUGUUUCUCGUUGUUUGAGGAGAUUAGCGGGAAGCGAAAUGAUCUUCAAGUCUUAUUUUUCAAGAUUAUAUUUUAUUAGUUAUCGUCUCAGAUUUACAAUCUCAGUCUCGCAAAUAAAAAUCAAUAAAUAAUACAUUCGGUUUUAUCUAAGUAUAUUACUGCAAUUUAAUAUGAGCAUACAUUUAAUAUGACUUGAUAUCAAUCGACGCAAUAGUGGCUGAAUCAUUUUUCCGUCAUUAAUAUGUUUUUCCGCUAGUCACCGCGUUUAUCUGUUUAGAUUACGUGGAAAGUGAUAGUUUCAACGUGGACUGCUCAGCGUGACGAUCAACACCCUGCCUUCGAGUGUGUUCUUAUCGUCAUUAAUCCUCAGGUAGACAAUGAACUUCUCCCGUGUAAAAAUCUAUUCUCAGUAGCUCGUAAACUACACUGAAUGAUCAUGGUGAUGUUCGAAAGCUUCCAACGGACGAGACGGCGUUUCAAAUAAAUGGUGCCAGUUUAAUCAAGACCUCGCGUGAUAGAAAGUACCUUACUGUAAUAAUCGAAGGAGCACACAUCUUUCUCGCAACUAUGUAAUCGCAAUCCUUCCCCUUUAUAAACCUCCCACAUUAGUUUAAGUCAAUCCUUCAUUAUAAAUGACAUUUAGGACAGGAUCGACAUCUCGAAAUCGAGACGUGCCUAUGCAGUUCCACAAUCUUGAGAUAAAGAAAAGAUUCUUAUAUUCGUACACAUUUAGAGUGCAAAUUUUUUACGCUUUCAGUCGCGGAGAACGACUUCGUUCGUACCGUCUCGGUUUCGAGCUGACCGAUGCAAGGUAUUAGAAGCAUAUUUUUGUACCCGCUACGGUACACUCAUACUCGCGCAGGUCGCAAGUUUUUAGCUGUACAAGUCUACAAGUCAUCUGGAGAAUGCGCUUCUUCUUCGUCGAUCGCGUGCUACUCGGCGUGCUUUACCUGCCUACAAAAUUCGCACGAAACUCGUAUCAGCCGAGAACGUGCUGUUGCGUUUGUCCGAGAUGUUCAUCCCUCCGCUGUGCCCGCAAGCGUGACUAAACGAAACGAGCGAAGCGUUGACUGCAACUGCAGUUGCAGUUGUCGCGGAGAUUGCGAUGCCCCGAGGUAGAUACGUCCAUUAACAAAUCAUUCCGUUUCCGAUGUGUAAAUUUGUCGCGCGACACACACACGCGCAUACACAUAUACACACACCGCAUACUGUUGUUCCUAUGCGCACGAACGUGGCGAAUAAUUUUAUAUUCUUAGCUCUGUCAGCGCGUACUCUUGUUGAUUAAUUGAUUGCCGUAGCCACGAGAAAGCUCGACGAGCUCAAAGGAGAGGAGAGGAAAGGAGAGGUUUGGAAAGGAAUAAAUUAAAUUGGCCUUCUGAACUCGACUUCUCCAAAGGUUACCUCAGAAAUGUGAUACAAAACGUCUCAGAUAUUUUGAGCCUUUCAUUGUUUUACGAAUAUCUCGAUAAUUGCCAAGUUUUAUUGAAAAAUUUAUUAAGCAUUCUUUUUUUUCUUGUUCUUUUAACGGUCUACUAAAUAUAGAAUGUUUUGAUUUUCCCUUCUAGAUUUAUCAAAUUUAUUUUCUGUAAAGUCCUUUUUCAUUAUCUGUGACUGGAUAACAUUUAUUGUCUGAUUGUUUUAUUAAAAGAGAGCAAAAAAGUGAAUUCGAUAUUGAUCAAUACAAUACAUAUGUGGAGAACUCGACUUCUUUGGGUCACUCAAGCACUUAACUCUCAAAAUGAGAAGUGACGUCGGUGCAAAAAGCGCAGGAGGACGGGACAAGCUGAGGAAUUUCGAGCUUUGAGUGAUUAUCAAAGUUCGCCGAAUGUUCUUUCGCGAAACCGGGCCAACUCACAAUUCCGGGCACGAGCAGCGCGACGCGGAAUACGUAACGAUUUGACGACGAUGUACCCGCGUCGGUUGGCGAAAUAGCAGCGGUGGUGCUGGUGACGGCGGCGGCGCCAACCCCCGUUGUCGCUGCUGUGUAACCACCAGGGAAAAAUAAAUAAUCCGGGUACACGGCAUGCGCUGAGGGUAAAUACAGAUUCCGGCGGUUCGCGAAAAACUUUCUUAUCGGGGUGCAUCCCAUCGUAAAGGGAGCUUGUUAAGACUUUUGCCGAGGGCGUGACUGUCUGCUCGGUCCGAGAUUCGUAUAAAAUUUUGUACGCGCGUGAAAUAUUCGUUGCGCCAUGCGAACAUAUGAAGGUUCGUCGAAUUUUCUUUCUUAAAUUUUUCUCACAAUUACUGAUUAGAAUUAUUGAAAUUUAAUUGAAUCUUUUACGUCGAUCGAACAUUGAAAAGCGUUUUGGCGGUUGGUCGAUGCCAAAUAAUUUCACAGACGUCGCGAGGAGAUAUUAACGUUGACUCGCGAUGACGUUGGCGCGACACUGUCGAGAGUUGCGAAUUUUUCCGUCGCGUAACGCUACAAGGGCUGCCGUGGUCGUUGUAAGUGCAAGACGACAGUUAAGUAUGCAAUAAUGAUUAGCAGGCAUAACUGGUUUCCUGCGAAAAUGGGUCAUGCCCCGCGGGCACGCCAUUUAGAGAGAGUGCCGCCUACCUUUAAACCCAGAAUGGAACUAAUUUCUGUCUGAAACGAAAUUUCACGCCAGCGCACACCGGCGCGUUGCGGCAGACGUAUCGGAAAUUUACUCGCGUCCGCGUUCUCCGCGUUUAUAACAUUCUCUAGAGAUGUACAUCGAUACCACUUUUUAAAGAAUCAUUUAUUAACUGCAGGAGGAAAACAAAUUUGCACAGCAAAUUUUAUUUCCUUCCUUUCCCCAUAGUUUCUCGAACUUUUCUUUAAUCAACCAAUUUUUUAUCGUCUUCGCAUCACUUAUUGUUUUGUUUUUAAUUUCUUGAUCUUCCUAAAAAAUUAAUUUUUUAUAGUUUUCCAUCAAAGUCGCUCGUCAUCACGUUUAUUUCGGCGCCGAGUACGGCACGCGUGCACAGAGAUGGGUUUCCCCUAAAGUUUCACCGGCUCGUUAAUAAAACAUUGGCGCGACGCGGACCAGGCCGAGGACGAGCACGCGCACGCAAUGAGCCGCGCGUGUCGCGUGUUUUAACACGCAUCCUAGCAUACGUAUCCAAUUCUGCCGGAUUUUCCCAGUCGCCGUGCACGUUUUGUCGGUUGGAGUACGCCGCUGACGGCCGAUGGUUAACGGUGCUAUAAGCGUGUCACGCGAGCGACGAAUCUAAAUGCCGUCAACUACGUGUCACGUUGGCGGCACGAAACCGCGUGCAUUCGAAGGCACGCUCGUACCGAACAAAAUCCUGCGUUUGAAGGAAGCCCAUUCCGCAUUAAUCUUGAGUCGCGAUCUUGUCCGUGAUUUUCGAAUUUCGGCCAUGGCACGAAAAACGCUGGUCUUGUAUUGGAAUUCUACGCAACAUGUGCAAUAUGAUAGUGUGUAUAUCCGGUAGACGUAACCGAAUAAGUACAAGUAUGCCUAAGCGUGACAGCGCACGAAGAAUAUAUUUUCUGAAGUAUUUUGCGACGAGGAAAUCUCGCGCUCGCAACAUUGCGCCGGACCUUGCAUCCUAUUCUCUAUUUAAGAUUCUUCUUGGACAACCGUCUCUCGCGGUUUCUUGCAUGCUGGAGGACACGUGCAGAUGAGACAAAUGUACAGGAAAAAUGCGUGGAUGAGUGACGAGGAUUGAAUGAUGUUAUCGUGUUUCAUAGUUUAAUAAGUGUUGACAAUGUGAGAAAGAGAGAAAGUGAGAAAAAGAAGAGGCAGUUGCGAAGAGUAAAGCAAAUAAUGUUAACUGUAAUAUCGAUAAUAAUAGCAAUAAUGAGGAUUGUCGUUAUCGUUGCGCCGUUAAUGUUGGGUUGGUUGUGAGGUGGUUUUAUCAUCCGUCAUUGUUGCAUGGACGAGUCGCCUUCGGCGAUGUUUUGUUCCGGUGCCGAUAUGACUAUCCAUUGUUAUCAGUUACUAUUGUGCGAUUAUUAGGACAUACAAUUGCGAUCGUAUAAUUACGAUCGUUAAACGCGAUGACGGGUCAGGCCGGAAUCGGAAUUAUGUUACGCUCGAUGGUGGCUCGUUGCGUUACUACGCGACGAAGCGGAUGAAUUAUGUUACGUUAUGCAUAUGUUUUACUUGCUCGUUGUUACGCGCGUUAACUGCGGCUGCAAUUCGUGGAGAAUUGUGGAAGCGGAUAUAAUACAGUUGACGAAAUGAAGAUAAAGAAUAACGUUACCGAA